AUGGUCGACACAGGCGCCCAGGUGAGCACCCUGCCACCAGCCAGCGUGCCUGCCAACUCCAGCCUGGAACCAGCCAUCGGACCCAGCCUCAAGGCAGCAAACGGCUCAUCCAUCGCUGUCCAUGGACAGGUGCGGAUCCCGCUGGAGCUGGGGGGCUGCCAGUUCCCCUGGACGUUCCUGGUUGCUGACACCACCACGGCCAUACUGGGAGCAGAUUUUCUGCGCCAUCACCAGCUGUCCAUCGACAUGGCAGCUGGCACCCUGAGCCUGCCGUCUGGGGUUGUGGUAGCGACAGCUGCUUCUACUCACCCUGACACUCCAGCAGGCAUCCGAGGACUGCAGCUCACAACAACUCUGGAAUACCUCUGGAGUGAGUUCCCUGAUGUGACCACACCCCCUGCUGGACCAGCCAAGGUGGUCCACAACACCACCCACCACAUCGAGACCACUGGACCGCCUCAGGUGUCUAGGCCCCGCAGACUGGCCCCGGACAAGCUGAAGGCAGCCAAAGGAGAGAUGGCCAUGCUCCUGGACAGCGGCACGUUCAGACCGUCAAAGUCCAGCUGGGCAUCACCAAUCCACCUGGAGCCGAAGGGACAGCCUUGA
Amphibalanus amphitrite is the source of this 606-nucleotide messenger RNA. RefSeq lists its product as uncharacterized. The transcript has a single exon. Gene Ontology annotation, molecular function: aspartic-type endopeptidase activity. Gene Ontology annotation, biological process: proteolysis. The record is from RefSeq and is a predicted model, not a curated record. Lineage: Eukaryota; Metazoa; Arthropoda; Thecostraca; Balanomorpha; Balanidae. Bases 1 to 606 code for a protein of 201 amino acids.